Lagopus leucura (white-tailed ptarmigan) is the source of this 1137-nucleotide messenger RNA. It is a transcript of the gene CCDC127, whose product is annotated as coiled-coil domain containing 127. The record is from RefSeq and is a predicted model, not a curated record. The transcript has 3 exons. Bases 162 to 956 code for a protein of 264 amino acids. Lineage: Eukaryota; Metazoa; Chordata; Aves; Galliformes; Phasianidae.
GGGACAGACCAACCGGCGGACCAGGGUGUGCCUGGGCGGCCUUACCUUCAGACCGUCCCCUCACAUCAACACCCCCCGUUUCUCUACACUAAUGGGCCGGCCCGGCAGGGGCGGGACGGGCAGUAAGUGACACCGGCGGCGGCCCCGGGCCGGGUGUCUUCAUGAAUAACUUAAAUGAUCCUCCCAACUGGAACAUCCUGCCGCAUCACAGAGAGCCCAGGGAUGAAGGCAGCAGGUGGAAUUAUGCCUUGCUGGUCCCCAUGCUGGGUUUGGCUGCCUUCCGCUGGAUCUGGACCAGAGAAUGUCAGAAAGAAAUAGAAAGAGAAAAAAGAGAAUAUUAUAAAAAGCAGUCGUCUUUACAGAAAGGCCUGGAAGCCAAAUACCGGGAUAUAAUCACAGAAAAUCGUCGUGCAGUUGCACAUUUGGAGCUGGAGCUUGAAAAGGAACGCAAUAGGACCCUGAGUUACCGUGAAGCCCUCGUGUCCCAGAGUCGCAAACUAGUGGAAGAAAGAAGGAUCCUAGAGCAGGAGCAAGAGAAGUUAGAGAGAGAAAAAGAAGUUCUUUUGCACUCGGGAGCAGCAGGAACCUUGUACCAAAGCUGUCUGGCAAAGGAAGAGGAGUGGCAGAAGAGAGCCAACACUUUACUAAAAGAAUUUGAAGAUGGGCUUAAAGAAAGACAGGAAAUCUACUGCAGUUUUGUAGUCCCUAAAAGCCAGAGACUAGAAAUAGAGAAAAAUCUACUAGUUAAAGCAGCAACUGAUCCGGUUGCUAUGGCUUUACAUAUGGAAAGUGGCUUAAAAGAUAUUUUCAAACAUGAUAACUAUUGUGGAAAUCUGAUGAACAAAAGCAGAAGUCAGAACGGAAGGCUGAUGUGGCUGUAUUUGAGAUAUUGGGAACUAGCUAUUGAAUUACAGAAGUUCAAAAGGGUAGAAAAUGUAAUGUUAGGAAAACGCUAGGGGAAAUAAUGGUGAUUUAUACAAUCUACUAUGAAGAUGAGGGACAACCACAGCUGUAGUCUGAAGCUGAUAAGUUCUCUUUCUGCAUUGCAGUUUCUGCUCUUCGUUGCAUUUGUAUCUGCAUGGGAUGUGCAGUGUUGUUUAACAAUAGAUGCUCCAGUGAGCUGUGCAUGCUCUAAAA